Messenger RNA from Melampsora larici-populina 98AG31, 1121 nucleotides. RefSeq lists its product as uncharacterized. The transcript has 7 exons. Bases 28 to 765 code for a protein of 245 amino acids. NCBI's taxonomy places the organism in Eukaryota, Fungi, Basidiomycota, Pucciniomycetes, Pucciniales, Melampsoraceae. Gene Ontology annotation, cellular component: GINS complex. The record is from RefSeq and is a predicted model, not a curated record. Gene Ontology annotation, biological process: double-strand break repair via break-induced replication; DNA-templated DNA replication.
CAAAGAUCAUGCAAACGACCAAGAACAAUGUCCAAUCGACCUUCGACAUCUUUCUUUGACGAAGAACCAUCAUCCUCAUCCCGACACCCCAUUAUCAAUACUGAUGAAUCAGCUAUUACCGAUGAGGCUCUGGGUUUAACGGAUGAACCAGCUGAAGACUCUAUCAUUCCUCCUGAAAGCUUGACCGAAGAAUUGAUUCGACACUGGUCAAACGAGAGACUUGCACCCGAGGUCUUGAUGCACCAGGAGCCUUUUUUGGAGACAGUUUUAGACCGCAUAAAACAACAGUCUGAAGCAUUAGAAGUCUUGUUGGCGUCUCCGGAUGGACUCUCGAGUGACGAACAUUUCAGACUUACACUGAUCGAGACUGAGAUCGAACAGAUGAGAUAUGUGUGUAAAGCUUACGCUCGGUGUCGAAUGUUCAAGCUGGAUAAAUACUUCGACUAUUAUCUCUCAGACCCCGAUGCGCGAGCGAAGUUGAGCCAAGUGGAUAUUGAGUACUGCACAAGAGAGCAGACACUAGUCCAUAAUUUGCUUUUCAGCUCAGUUCUCGAAGGAUUACCUGCCAAAUAUCGCGCAAUGGAAGAGCACAUGAUUGUCAAACCUGACCUGGACAAUGCAGUCUUCGUCAUUGCUCGAAGGACAUGUGGCCCGGUUCAACUUGCCACUUCCGAAAGGCUAAUGUUAGCCCAAAACUCAAGACACUUUGUCCGGUAUCGAACAAUCAAGAGCUUACUAGAAAAUGGAGAUGUACGAUUGAUUUGAGUCCAACAUCUUUGCCUCGGCGCAUUUUCGAAGAAGUCAAGAAAUGACUAGUGCAUGAAUGUUGCUGCCUAGGAUGAUGUCAAUCAUAGGGACGAGGUAGAUGAUAAGCUUGAUUCAACAGAACAUCAUCUAGCAACUCGACUCUCUUACAAACAAGUCCGGGGUUGUAUGUAGCGUGUUGCGGUGCUAGAUGCAUGUCCAUCUCAGGGUCUCUAUGGCGGCAGCUGAAAAUUGGACAGCUCAAUAAAGAUCCAGCAGAGUGCCAUAAUGCGAAAAAGGAUUGCGAGGGCGCUUACAUACAUGUAUCACUGAAGUUGAAUCAAAAAUCCACUUGUUUCUUCAGAGCUCUCGUGCCU